This is a messenger RNA of Papaver somniferum (opium poppy), 1678 nucleotides long. Its product is annotated as tryptamine hydroxycinnamoyltransferase 2-like. Gene Ontology annotation, molecular function: acyltransferase activity, transferring groups other than amino-acyl groups. NCBI's taxonomy places the organism in Eukaryota, Viridiplantae, Streptophyta, Magnoliopsida, Ranunculales, Papaveraceae. The record is from RefSeq and is a predicted model, not a curated record. The transcript has a single exon. The coding region runs from base 169 to 1515 and encodes 448 amino acids.
UUUCCUUUAGCAGUUGAGAAACAAACACAACUUCUUCACCUUCAUUUCUUUACUCCAAAGCUUCUUCAGUCAUCCCACAAACCUUGAUACCUAUACCGCCAAAACUGCCAAAACAACAAUAAAUCUCGGAUUUGUUAUAAUUUUCUCAUAAUCUUAGCAAAAACUGCCAUGGCUAUAGGUUUGAUCAACAACACCAUUUUGAAACCCUAUUCAUCUUCACCCUCCUCCAGUGAUGAUAUUCAGUCACUAGAUAUUUCCAGUAACAAUGAUGUUUUGGUUCCUCUUACUAUUUUCGAUAAAGCUGCGUUUGAUCUUCAUGUAGCUGUUUUAUACGCUUUUAAAGCACCUAUGCCAUCAAAUGAAGUCAUGAAAGCUGCACUCUCGAAAGUUCUUGUUUAUUACCCUCACUUAGCCGGACGUUUUACUACCGACGGUCAAGGUAGAACUUGUAUUGUUCUGAAUAAUGCAGGUAUUCGUGUCACCGAGACUUAUGUUCCUACUUCACUUGCUGAACUGCUUCCUUUUGAUCCAUCCAAAGAUGUUAGGCAUCUUCUUCCACCUGUUGAGGGAAAUAUCGAAGAAUUACUUCAAAUUCAACUCAAUCGUUAUGCUUGUGGUGGAUUAGUUAUCGGCCAAACUGCUCAUCACCGUGUUUGUGAUGGUCAAUCCAUGAGUUCAUUCUUUGUUGCAUGGGCUAGAACAGUACGGGGUCUUGCUACGGACCCCCUUCCUUAUCACGAUAGGCUGGCCGUUUCGCAACCAAGAAACCCACCAAAAGUAGAUUUUGACCAUCGUUCAAUUGAAUUCAAAAAGACUACGAUGAAUCCAGACAUGGCACCGGUAUUUUCACCUUCCAUUGAGACCUUGAUCAUCCAUUACUCACCGGAGUUUGUGAAAAAGCUCAAAGCUAAAAUCAGUGAACAAAGUUCAGCUCAAAACCAAAGAUACAGUACUUUUGAGUGUCUACUUUCUCAUACAUGGAAGAAGGUGACUGAAGCUAGAGGACUUGAUCUAGAAGAAUCAACUCAAGUUAGAGUUGCAGUAAAUGGAAGAGCAAGAAUUAAACCAUCAGUACCAAUGGAAUAUUUUGGUAAUUUAGUCCUCUGGGCUUAUCCAAAGUUGAAAGUUAAGGAAUUGUUGGAACAUAACCAUGCAUAUAUCGCAAAGGCAAUCCACGACGAAGUGACUCGUGUCGAUAAUAAUUAUUUCAAGUCUUUUAUUGAUUUCGGAGAGAUAGCUAAAGCAGAUGGAGGAGAAGAGCUUGAAGCAACAGCACCCGAAUUCGGAAACUCGUUAUGCCCAGAUUUGGAAGUUGAUAGUUGGUUGAGGUUUCAGUUUCAUGAUCUUGAUUUUGGUGGUGGGGGUCCUUGUGCCUUUUUCCCACCCAAUAUUCCAGUUGAAGGUCUAGUCAUUUUCUUGCCUACAUGUAGUGAAGAUGGUGGAGUGGAUGCAGUACUUUCUCUUUUGCCUGAACAUGUUCCUCUCUUUAAACAGAUUUCUCAUUCUAUCGACUAAAAGUUUAAACCUGAAGAUAGGGAUGAUUAAGAGUCAAAAUUAUAUAUAUGUGUGUGUGUUUUAUUUAGCUACUUCUGCACAUUUUGUUGGGAUAUGUUACGUGAUUUAAAUACUGUAAUUAUGGUUUUAUUACAUGAAAUCAACUUUGGUUUGACACUUAAAA